GCCACCGCGAGUCAUUGUAAGCGCCAGGUAUGCAUUCAAUCAACUCCACUUUAUCCUUUAUCUUUCAUGGUGAAAGUGAUGGUAAUGAUAGUCAUCACAUUUCUUUUCUUCUUCGUCGAGUUGGUUGUUGGAUUCAUGAACCGUUCCAUAGCUUUGCUGGCUGAUUCCUACCACAUGUUGUCCGACGUUAUGGCUUUAGUUAUCGCAUUUGUGUGUUUGAGGAUAUCAAGGCAUAAGUCAAAGAGAAAUGGUUUUGGUUGGGUGCGGGCCGAAGUUUUGGGCGCUCUAGUCAACGGGGUUUUUCUACUUGCAAUGUGCUUCACAAUAUCACUUGAGUCUAUUGGGAGAAUGAUACAUCCUAGAAGUAUCUCACAUCCCCUUCAGGUACUCGCUGUUGGAUGCGUUGGUCUGCUUAUCAAUAUGAUCGGAAUUGGCAUGUUUCAUAGUGGUCAUGGACAUUCUCACGGUAGCGGAGGACAUAGUCAUAACGUCAAAAAGAAAUCGAAGAGUUCACUGACAGUGAAGCGGCAAGACGCAAACAGAAGCAAGCUAGUAAGUGGUUUUUUAUGGAAAAUAUGGUUCCGGAAAGGUAACUCAAGAGUUCCAGAUGCACAAAAUCUAAACAUGCGAGGUGUGUUUCUACAUAUUUUAUCGGAUGCUAUAGGAUCACUCUUCGUAAUUGUGACGGCUUCUGUUGCUUUAUUUUUCCCAGCAGCCCUUGGACCCUUCAAAACUCUUAAAACUGCAGGCAUCAUUCUUCGUCGUACACCACCAUUCAUAGAUCUUGAGUAUAUCAAAACUGAUAUCAUGAAGCCGAUGAUAGAAACUUUUCCUCCAAAAAUUCGCAAGAUAUUCCACAAGCAUGGGAUUCAUUCGUUAACAAUGCAGCCUUUGUUUUCUUCUGUAUGUUCAUUAUUUUGCAUACUUUAUGGUGGAUGA
Messenger RNA from Angiostrongylus costaricensis, 939 nucleotides. The record is from the annotation of a GenBank genome assembly. NCBI's taxonomy places the organism in Eukaryota, Metazoa, Nematoda, Chromadorea, Rhabditida, Metastrongylidae.